AUGCGGCAUCAUCUCAUUGAUGGUCUUAAAGAUCAGUACAUGACAAUCGAGAAUCCACUAGAUCUUUGGAUGGCUUUAAAGAAUAGAUACGAUCACCACAGGAUGGUGUUGCUUCCUAAAGCAAGGCAUGAUUGGAUGCAUCUAAGAUUCUUAGACUAUAAGUCGGUGGAUGAUUACAAUUCAGCUCUAUUCAAGAUUGUCUCGAUACUAAAGUUGUGUGGUGAAGAGGUAACCGAUAGCAUGAUGCUUGAGAAGACCUAUACUACCUUUAAUCACUCAAACUCCGUGUUGCAAGAGCAAUACAGGACAAAGGGUUUUGCCACAUACACUGAUCUGAUCUCUUGCCUACUCCUGGCCGAGGCAAACAAUGAACUCCUACUAAAGAGUAACGGAGUUAGACCGGCCGGGACAGCACCACCACCCGAAGCUCAUGAAGUUGAGAAGAAGGAUCCCAAUGAGACAUACUUUGUCCAAGACAAUAAGAAACCAUACGGCAAUAGCCGUGGUGGAUUCAAGAGGCGUGGACGUGACAACUCAAACGGUCGAGACGGCUACUCGACCGGCCGGAAAGGAAACCACAAUAACCGUGGUCGUGGUUCCAAUUACGGCCGGGGACGAGGCAGCUACGGCCGCGGACGAGGUGGCAUAUCCAAACCAUCUUACACGUCCAACAAGUCUCUAUGCCAUAGAUGCGGAAGUGACAAUCAUUGGGCAAAGAAUUAUAUCUGCAAGGGACAAAGGAUCUCGGAUUGUUCUACACCAACCGGCCAGGAGAGAGCUUGGUUGGAUAUGCAGAUGCUGGGUAUUUAUCAGACCCACACCAGGCUAGAUCUCAAACGGGAUAUAUAUUCAUACAUAGUGGAGCCGCAAUAUGCUGGCGUUCUACUAAGCAAACCUUAG
Molecule: messenger RNA, 900 nt
Organism: Brassica napus (rape)
Lineage: Eukaryota; Viridiplantae; Streptophyta; Magnoliopsida; Brassicales; Brassicaceae
Exons: 2
Coding region: 1-900 (299 amino acids)
Source: RefSeq, a predicted model, not a curated record